AUGAAGCUGACGAGUACUAGUGCUGUGUGUGUGACUCUUGUUGUCGUUGCCCUUGCCCUCGUUGUUGACGGCCGCAAGUCGUUCAUUACCGGCAACACGCUCUCGGACCGAUUCCUCGGCUAUGACGAGGAGAAGGAUGACUUUGCUGUGGAAGACUACGCUGCGUGGAUUGUGGAGCGGGCGCUGAUUGUGCUUCUCAUUGGCCUCAUCCAUCUCUUCCUCAUUCCGACCUUCCUCAUUCUCCGUUGCUGCUGCUCGUGCUUUGGUGGUCGCGCCACCAAGUUCUCCAACUGGUCCACCGCUACGCUCGGCUGCCGCCAUGGCUCGCCGCGUAAGCACUACUCGGUGAAGUGGGUCCGCGUCCUCAUCUUCUUUGUCCUCGCCUGUGCCGUUGGCGUUGGCAUCUUUACUGUCAUCGGCCUUGCCGGCAACGGCACCUUCCAGAAGGGCGCCACCGAGACGACCGACGACAUGGUUGUCGCCUCGGCUGACCUGCGCAACUCGGUUGUCCGCGUCCGCAACCGCAUCGCCGGCGUCUCGGUCACCUCAGACAACGCCGCAGAGAUGGAUCCGGCCGUCACAGCUGGUAACGACAUUGUCAAGCGCGGCAACGACAUCGACGAUGCUUUUGACACUAUCAAGACCAUCCUCAACAUCUUUGUCUACAUCUACUUUCUCAUCCCCAUGGUGCUCACCGUCGUCGCCGUCCUCUUUAUGCUCUUCCGCAUCACCAAGUGCCAUGCCUUUAUCUGCUUUGCCAACUGCAACUGGUUCGUGGUCUUCAUCCUCGCCGCCGUCAUGACCGCCUUUGUCGCCCUCAACCUCCUCCUCGACGAUGCGUGCAAGGAGGUGACCUCGUUCCGCAGCGACUCGUCGUCGUCAUCGCGCCGCCUCUUCAACGACGCCCUUAACUGCGCCAAGAACUCGUCCGAUGGCUCCGGCCUUGGCGCGCUCACCAAGGUCGCCCGUGAUGGUAUCGCCGAGGCCCGUACCGCUGCCUGCCAGGCUGUCUCCUCGCUGUGCGGACAGGGCAACACAGACUGCUCUGCACAGCCAGCCACCUGCAACUCGGACAACGUCAACUCCUACCGCGCCUCCACCAUCACCACUACCCGCACCGAUGGCAACACGGGGCCCAUCACCUUUGUCCAGUGCGCCUCGCUCUGCGCUAUCUCGUCGGAGCAGCAGCUCGCCGACCGCUACAACGACACCACCGCCGACGCCGACAUCCUCACCGUCAUCAUCGACGAGGACAUCCAGCCCAUUGUCCAGUGCAACUUUAUUGACCGCAUCGUCGUUGACAUCGACGUCAACGUCUGCGAGACCGCCCACGCCGGCGUCCGCCUCAUGAUCGCUGCCGCCUUCUUCCUCGGCCUCCUCUACGACAUGCUCUCCGUCUCGUACCAGCGACAAGGCUGCCGCCCCGCCUUUGGCGCCGCCGCCGCCGGCGCCAACUACUCCAGCGCCUACUCGGACGACGAGGCCGCCCUCACCUCGCUCGACAACUCGUCUGACGCCACCUCGACUGGUUCGGCCACAGGCUCUGCCACCGGCUCGGCCACCGGCUCUGCCACUGGAUCGACGUCGGCCUCGGCCUCGUACUCGUCGUAAUUAACUUUACCUCGGCAGGACGUGCUGAACAGUUCCUGUGUCCUACCCGCUCCGCGCGAUUUGUUCUCCC
Messenger RNA from Thecamonas trahens ATCC 50062, 1681 nucleotides. RefSeq lists its product as uncharacterized. Gene Ontology annotation, cellular component: membrane. The coding region runs from base 1 to 1611 and encodes 536 amino acids. Lineage: Eukaryota; Apusomonadida; Apusomonadidae. The transcript is spliced from 2 exons. The record is from RefSeq and is a predicted model, not a curated record.